This is a messenger RNA of Cylicostephanus goldi, 375 nucleotides long. The record is from the annotation of a GenBank genome assembly. Lineage: Eukaryota; Metazoa; Nematoda; Chromadorea; Rhabditida; Strongylidae.
AUGCUAGCUCCACCCAGCUCGAAUGGCUCGAUUAUGGAUAGGACACGCAUCGACGAACUAGCCAGGCAAACUAGUGCUAAUACUGUGUUAGAUGAUGUUGUAAAGGAUAUGCUUUGCGACUACACUGAUGAAUUUGUGAACGAGCUCGUAAGUCAUGUCUGUAAGCUGGUCAAACAUCGCGGCAAUCAUCGAAUCGAGGCUAGAGACGUGGAAUUUGUGCUCGAUAUGGUGUACAAGAUGCCGUCAGCUCCGCGUGCUUCUGUCCAUGUAUUCGGUGCUCCGGCACCGAUACGCCCAGACCGUAUCACUCCUCAACCCACCGAGGCACACAAACAGCGCAUGUUACUGAUUAAGAAAGUGGUAAAGAAGCCUUGA